Polypterus senegalus (gray bichir) is the source of this 1728-nucleotide messenger RNA. RefSeq lists its product as uncharacterized. Lineage: Eukaryota; Metazoa; Chordata; Cladistia; Polypteriformes; Polypteridae. The record is from RefSeq and is a predicted model, not a curated record. Bases 1 to 1728 code for a protein of 575 amino acids. The transcript has 3 exons.
AUGCGGAGAGAGGUGUCACACUGGUCUGAUGGUGCCAGUGUUCCCCGGACAGAGUUAUGCUCUUCUAGGCAUGGUCAGAAUGAACCUUCAGCUGCCGCAACGACACCCCAAGUCACCAGUCGGCCGGGCCUCCUCACACGGUCACCUGCCAAGCUACCGAGAUACAGCGGGUUGACGCCUCUGGAGCCAUAUCUUGCACAGACUGUGCCGCUCCGGUCAGGCUGGAACCAUCCUGGAAGGGCUGCUAACCUGAAUUCACCUGGACACCCCUGCUCACCGGCUCCCGGCCGCUGCUCGGGAGCUACAGGGACUCUAGAGGACCCCCAGGAGACUAUUGCAGCUCAGACCAGCGCAUCCCAACUGCUUUCACCACACGACCCCCCAUCAUCUGAGACGGUUGCCGCUGUGGAGGAAUUGGGCCGUCGAAGUGGUGAGCAUCUGAGCGCGCCACAGCAGGAGCAACUACAACGCCUAUUGAAAGACUUUGUGGACAUUUUUGCAGCCCGAGAGGAGGACUGUACCAGGACAGCUCUAGUGAAACAUCACAUUGACACUGGCCAUGCCGCCCCAAGACUGAUGGAGCGGGUCCUUAAAGACAUUCCCCGAACCCGCUGUGUAGUCUACUUGGAUGAUCUGUUGGUCCAUGCCAGAGACUUUGACCAGGCUGUUCACAAUUUAUGGGAGGUCCUGACAGCCAUCCGUAGCGCCGGGUUGCGGCUGAACCCCGCCAAGUGUAACCUACUCACCCGACAGACCCAGUUUCUGGGACACGUGGUUAGCGAGAGUGGGGUGGCUACCGACCCAGCGAAGGUGGCUGCCGUGAGCAACUGGCCCCCACCAGCCAACAUCACUGAGCUGCGGAGCUUUCUGGGCUUAGCCUCGUACUACAGAAGGUUUGUCAGAGACUUUGCAACCAUUGCCAGCCCCUUGCACCAGCUGACAAAUAAGGGCCAGCGGUUUAGGUGGUCUGAGGACUGCGCAGCAGCCUUCCAGCAACUAAAAGCCGCCCUCAUCGGCGCACCUGUCCUAGCUUACCCUGACCCCAACCAACCUUUCCUUGUGGACACUGACGCUAUCAAUGUGGGUGUUGGGGCCGUACUCUCCCAGAGUGGGGAGACCGGAGAGAGAGUGGUGGCCUACUAUAGCUGCAGCCUCAGUCGACCAGAAAGAAACUACUGCGUCACCCGGCGGGAGUUGUUAGCAGUGAUCCUGGCAGUACGGCACUUUAGGCCCUACCUCUUGGGUACUAGGUUCACACUUCGGACUGACCAUGCUAGCCUUACUUGGAUGUUAAAUUUCCGGCAACCAGAGGGCCAGGUGGCAAGGUGGAUGGAGAUCCUCCAAGAAUACGAUUUUGAGGUACAGCACCGACCAGGGCAGCAGCAUGCCAAUGCUGAUGCCCUCUCCAGGCGUCCAUGCCUCACCGACGAGUGUCGGUAUUGCAGUCGUCAGGAAGAAAGAGGUCUGGGGCCAUCAUCAGCAUCAGCAGGGCUAGGUGACACUGAUGGGGGAGGGGAGCCGUUCACCACUGACCAGCUGAGGCAACUGCAGGCAAACGACCAAGUGUUGGUGAAGGUAAAGGGUUGGCUGGAGACCCAAGCACGUCCAGACUGGCAAACCGUGUCCUCCCAGGGGCCUGAGAUCAAGUCACUUCACUCCCAGUGGGGCAACCUGGAGUUGCACGAUGGCGUGGUCUACAGACGGUGGCAAGCACCAAGGGGGAAUUGA